AGAUAGCUGAGAAAUAUUUAUAUACUAAACGUAUCCCAUGCUACAACUAGCCUUCUCCCGCUUCCCGUGUUCAGUAACCUGCAGACUUAAUAGUAUUCCGCUAGAUGAAUAGUAGCACUCAGCGUCUCUCUGUGGAGAAUCGUUGUCGGCGCUUCAGCACAGGCAGGCCCAUCUGCCGGCGAUUUUCAAAGCGCCGGAACGGCUUUGGCGCGAUCGAUCCGGCGCCGGCCGGCGCGGCGGGCAGGUUGCCCGCUGCCGUCAUCUUGCAUGCUGGCGCCGGCGGGGCCGCGAUCUGGCGGCGGGGGGCGGGCAUGGUCGGGC
Messenger RNA from Amoebophrya sp. A120, 321 nucleotides. The record is from the annotation of a GenBank genome assembly. NCBI's taxonomy places the organism in Eukaryota, Dinophyceae, Syndiniales, Amoebophryaceae.